AUGGUCGCCAGUUGUUACCAUAACCUUAAAAACUACGAAGAGAGUGUCAAGCUCUGGCAGCAAGUGGUGGAGCGUCACCGGAAGGUUCUAGGGCCGGAAGAUAGGGAUACUCUUCGGGCAUCGUCAAGUCUAGCCUUGGCGUAUUAUGCAGCUGGUCGCUUGGAUGAUUCCGAAAAGUUGGAGGAACAACUACUCGAACAACAACGCAAGGUUUUGGGCGAAGAUCAUUACGAUACUUUCUGUACAGCCAUUAACCUCGUUGCAACGUAUCAGCCUCAAGGGAAGACUGAUGAGGCGAUUCGACUACAGCAAGAGACACUUGCGUUGGUGAAGAAACACUUGGGAAUGACCCAAGUUAUCUACUUUCGAUCCAUACUGAACUUGGCAAGCAUGCAACGAGACUUACAAGGCGCAUAUGCAGGCAGACAGUUAGUGAUGGAGACGCUUGGUGCCGGGCAUUCACUGUACACAUUUGCAAACCAGGUCAUCGCAGGACUCGAACAAAGGGACCAGCUGGCCUAA
Serendipita indica DSM 11827 is the source of this 522-nucleotide messenger RNA. Lineage: Eukaryota; Fungi; Basidiomycota; Agaricomycetes; Sebacinales; Serendipitaceae. The record is from the annotation of a GenBank genome assembly.